AUGGACCGAACCCUGACGCCGCUCAUCGCGGCCAUCAGCAGUCUCAAGUCGGGCACCGGUAUCGUCUUUCAUCAAGCCUCUCGUCAUGCUGCCUAUUCACCCUCGCUCACCGUUCUUCUCUGCGAAUGCAUCAAGGUCGUUGUCUCGACCUGCCUUCUCACAAAGGCUAUGUACGAAAAGCGGCUCUCAGACCGCUUCGAAUCGACCCAAUACACCCCGCUCGGUGCCCAUCCCAACGAAUCGACCGACAGCUUGCUCGACAAAGACACGUCUCCCGAAGCAGCCGAGGUGGUCGAGCCCCAAAGAAGGACGUUGGUCCACCAAGUCUUGGGUCAAAUCUUCGUCCUUCAGGGAUUCCGGCUCAUGGCACCCGCCCUCAUCUACGUGGUGCAGAACAAUCUCUAUCUCUUUGCGGCAAGCGAGCUGGAUCCUGCCUUUUUCCAGGCGCUCUGGCAGUUUCGCAUCCUCGUCUCGGCGGUCUUGAGCCGCUUUGUGCUCAAGCGUACCAUUGUUGCCAAGCAGUGGGGCUGCCUGGUGGGCAUCUUUGCCGGUGUCAUGCUCGUCAAGUAUGCUACAGGAGGGCACGAUCAUGCGCCCGCUGACGCAGCGGCCCAUGCAUCGCAACCCAACGCGUUGGCCAUCAUGGCAUUGUGUUUUGCUGCUUUGCUGAGCAGUGUCGCGGGUGUCAUCCUCGAGUUUAUCUACCAGGAUAGGACGUGCCACCUCUGGGCCUCCAACGUCCACCUGAGCGUCUUCUCCAUCCUCCCCGCCGCCGCCGUCACCAUCUUCCAGCCGCAAGACCUCACGCCGGUGCUGCGUGAUCUGCACCGAUCCCCCUGGCCACUCGCCGUCGUCUUCUGCCAAUCCUUUAAUGGCAUCAUGAUCGCGCUUCUGCUGAAAAAAGCGGGCGUCAUUGUCAACGACCUCACCAGCGCCGUCUCGAUCAUCCUCACCUUUGCGCUCAACUCGAUGCUCUUCCCGGAAGACUCCAAGAUCGGCGGCGUGGGAGAUGUGCUGUUGGUGGUGAUGGGCAGCGCCGUCAUCCUCGUCGCCAGUGUCUGUUACCAGCGCUUCUCGGUUUCGACCCCCAAGCCAGCAGCACAAGAGGCAGCCGUCAGCCUGCCCCUUUCCUCGCCCCGCCACAACAGCCUGCUCUCGUCGUCCUCGGACUCGACUUUGCAAGGCAGCUAUACGGAUCUCUCGGAUCCAAAAUACGAUGCAGAGCUGCUUCCCAUGGUCGAGCGAGAUCAGAUCGUAUGGCAACAGCCCGAGGCGGAUGCUCACCUCGAGUCGGACGCUUCACAUCCUCUCUUAUCGCCAGCGUUGCCCGAGAAGAACUUGUCCGCUUGA
Molecule: messenger RNA, 1350 nt
Organism: Kalmanozyma brasiliensis GHG001
Lineage: Eukaryota; Fungi; Basidiomycota; Ustilaginomycetes; Ustilaginales
Product: Nucleotide-sugar transporter
Exons: 1
Coding region: 1-1350 (449 amino acids)
Biological process (GO): pyrimidine nucleotide-sugar transmembrane transport
Cellular component (GO): Golgi membrane
Molecular function (GO): UDP-galactose transmembrane transporter activity
Source: RefSeq, a predicted model, not a curated record